AGCUGCAAUCCCCACCCUACCUUGCCGGCUUCCAGUGCGCCUGCGCCGUAGCUCUUACGCAGCCCGAGCCCCGCCCCCUCUCGGAGAGACGCUUGGCCUCGGGGGCGGGUCUUGGGCACAAGAUGGCUGCCGCGCGCCCGGAGCCCCCGAGUCAGAGCUCACCGACCUCGGCGUCCCGAUCUCCGGAGCCACCGGACCUGGUCCUGGUGCCUGAUGAUGGCCGCCCCACUACACCCCCGAGUGACCUCAUCGAGAUCCAGGUGGUGAAGGUGACAGAUACUAACCUGGUCCCUGAGCCCCCGGAGCCAGGCUCUCUCCACUGUGCCUUGUGCCCAGCUGCCUUCCGGCUGGUUUCCGAGCUGCUCUUCCACGAACAUGGCCACCUGGCUGGGACUGAAGGUGGCCGACAGGGUGGGGACCCAAGCCGGUGUCAUGUGUGUGGCCACAGCUGCCCAGGUCCUGCCAGCCUCCGGGCCCACUACAGUCUGCAUACAGGGGAGCGGCCCUACCGCUGUCCACUUUGCCCCCGGGCCUUCAAGGCCCUGGCGCCUCUGCUCAGGCACCAGCACCGACACGGGGUGGAGCCGGGAACAUCCCAGAGGCUUCCAGAAGCAGCAGCGGCUCCGGAGCAGAGGCCCGGGGUGGCCCAGGAGAGGGCGGAGGUGGUGAUGGCGGCAGCAGCAGCAGGAGCGGCUGUGGGGAAGCCGUUCGCGUGCAGGUUCUGUGCCAAGCCGUUCCGCCGCUCUUCAGACAUGCGUGACCAUGAGCGGGUGCACACGGGCGAACGGCCGUACCACUGCGGCAUCUGUGGCAAGGGCUUCACCCAGUCCUCAGUGCUGAGCGGCCACGCCCGUAUCCACACAGGCGAGCGCCCCUUCCGCUGCUCCCUCUGCGACCGCACUUUCAACAAUUCCUCCAACUUCCGCAAGCACCAGCGCACCCACUUCCACGGGCCCGGGCCUGGGUUGGGAGACUCGGGGGGCCAACUGGGAUUGGUGGCAGGGACAGGGAGCAAGUGUGGGGUGGGAAACACCUUGGAAGAGGGGCGAGGGGAAACCGUGAAUGUGAAAGUGGAGAUCGACCAGUAGGCUUGGAGAGUCAGGGACAUGGGGGAAUUAACAUGGAAGUAGGAGGCAGAUUUUAGGGGAGGGGGGUGGGGAAAAAGGCAGGGAGCAGAAAAGGUAAGGUUGGAGAGAAAUGACAUAAGGACUAAACGAGAUAGCCAUGAACAGGUAGGGUUGGACAACAGAGGGAGAGGAGAGGAAGACCCAGGUUCAGGACCCCCCACAAACCCAUGCAACACCCUUGUGAGGCUUAGAAAAAGGUACAGUUGCAGCCCCCUGGAUGCCCAGCUAAGCACCAGGAGCAUGGACUAGUUCAUUGCCCCGUUUGCCUCCUCUUUGGGUUGUCCUUGUAUAAGACACAACAAGCCACAACAGAACACAACUCUUCACAAGAGAGCCUGGACACUAUGAAGGAGAAGCCAGGGUUGAGUGGAAGGGGUGGAAUCGGGGCCUACCAUAGCACCUCUAGUCUAGCCCUCCAUCUGCAGAACGC
Messenger RNA from Loxodonta africana (African savanna elephant), 1557 nucleotides. It is a transcript of the gene ZNF784, whose product is annotated as zinc finger protein 784. The transcript has 2 exons. Lineage: Eukaryota; Metazoa; Chordata; Mammalia; Proboscidea; Elephantidae. The record is from RefSeq and is a predicted model, not a curated record. Bases 123 to 1088 code for a protein of 321 amino acids. Gene Ontology annotation, molecular function: RNA polymerase II cis-regulatory region sequence-specific DNA binding; DNA-binding transcription factor activity, RNA polymerase II-specific. Gene Ontology annotation, biological process: regulation of transcription by RNA polymerase II.